GUGUUUUCAUAAUGCAUCCACGUAAAGCAUUUCCACUUUGUAAGAGAAUUAAAUACUUUUCCUAGAGGUAGAGUCAUGGAUAGUGUUAAAUUUAAAUUGUGGCUAUUGUUUAGAGACCCUAGUUAAUCUAGAGUCUCUAAACAAUACCCAUGACUUCAAUUUAUUUUACUCCUGAAAUCUAUUUUCAGAAUAACUUUGCUCAAGGAGGAGAAGAAUGAAAAAUAAAAAGAUGGAUGAUUGUUCCCCUGGGAAUUACAGCAUAACUGCAGAAGACCAUGAAUAACUACAGUGUUUCACUGGUGGGUCCAGCUCCUUGGGGGUUCAGACUCCAAGGUGGGAAGGACUUCAACAUGCCUCUCACUAUCUCUCGAUUGAGCGAUGGAGGCAAAGCAGCGAAUGCAAACGUCGGAAUAGGUGAUGUGGUCCUUAGCAUUGAUGGGAUAAGCGCGGAAAGUAUGACUCAUCUGGAAGCACAAAACAAAAUAAAGACCUGCUCGGGAAACCUGAUUAUGAAUCUGCAAAGAGCACCUGCAGCGCCAAAGCCAGAUCCAAUUCCUGUGCAACAGGUAGAGCCAAAGGACCUAAUUAAGCCUGUGCCCAUUGCAUCUCCGGCUGUGUCCAAAGUUACAUCCACAACCGGCAUGGCCUUCAAUAAGGCUCCUAGACCCUUUGGAGCUGUGUCCUCCUCCAAGGUCACUUCCAUCCCAUCACCGUCAUCUGCCUUCACGCCUGCCAGUGCCAGUCUUCCAUUACAUGCUUCCCCUACACCUCUGCCCUCUAUCACGCCUCCCCCGUUCACUGCCUCAGGAGCGCAUGUUAACCCCAAAGCUAACGCUGAGCAGCGUUGCCAUGUGCCGAGUGCUGCAAAGCCUACCGUUAAUACCCCAUGGCAAUCCCCACACAGUGCACCGUUCAGCGAAAGGGCCCCAGAGGUGACCGAGGGGCAGCGAAGUGCAUCCAGAGAGAACCAGGGUGACAGUAAACAACAAAAUGGUGAUUCUUUGGAACCCACACAAUUCACUAGUUAUACAGCUGCUGCUGUAAGAAGCAUGCCUGAAAACCCAGAAAAUGGGGCCAGUAGGCCUAUUUCAGCUGAGUCUGGAGCUGCAUUCAAAUCUACAGGACCUCAGUAUGCUGAGAAAACCCCAAGCUGGGAGUCUUCUAAGCAACCAGCUGGAAGUGGAUGGAUUUCCAACAACAAUAAUACAACCUCUGGUGAGAAAGCUACAGCCGCACUUCUGCAAACCAAUGAAGAUACUUUGGUUCAGAGAGCAGAGCAUAUUCCAGCAGGCAAGCGGACUCCAAUGUGUGCUCAGUGCAAUCAAGUCAUCAGAGGGCCUUUCCUGGUAGCAUUGGGAAAAUCCUGGCACCCUGAAGAGUUCAACUGUGCUCACUGCAAAACUUCCAUGGCUUAUAUUGGUUUUGUGGAGGAGAAGGGAGCAUUUUACUGCGAGGGUUGCUAUGAGAAGUUCUUUGCCCCAGAAUGUGCCCGAUGCCAGAGGAAGAUACUUGGAGAAGUAAUAAAUGCUUUGAAACAAGCCUGGCAUGUCUCCUGCUUUGUGUGUGUGGCCUGUCACAAGCCCAUUCGCAACAAUAUUUUCCACUUGGAAGAUGGCGACCCUUACUGUGAGACAGAUUAUUAUGCAUUAUUUGGUUCCAUGUGCCAUGGAUGUGAGUUCCCUAUUGAAGCUGGGGACAGGUUUCUGGAAGCCUUGGGUCAUACUUGGCAUGAUACCUGUUUUGUGUGCUCAGUAUGCUGUGAGAGUUUGGAGGGCCAGACUUUCUUCUCCAAGAAGGAUAAGCCUCUAUGCAAGAAACAUGCUCACUCUGUGAACAUCUAAAACAUUAAAGGUUACUCCAACAAAUGGGAGGACAAGAAAAGAACAGGGCUGGGUGUUGGUUUUCAAGAUGUAUUUAUAUAAACUUUAAAUUUGUAGAAGCAAAGACAUGGGAAGAAAUAGGGUUUAAUGCCUUCACAUGAAAUAGAAAGGGGGAUAAUUAAUUAGCUUUGGUCUGAGAGCUUUUCGUUGUGUUUCAGUUGCGAAACUGAAAUUUUCAAUCCAGAAUUUAUUUUGGGGACGCCAGGUUGGAAAUAGCUGAGUUAAAGUAUAUAAUAAAAGAUUGAAGCUAGAUGUUUGUUUGUUAAUGAGAAUAAAUGUAAAAAAAAAGUGGACAUUACUGAUUGGUUUUUAUAAUCAACUAAUACUUUGCCUUAAUCCAAUACUUUGUUGCAAAUGCUGUAUUAUUAUUUAAAUACCGUAAGCGAUAACACAGCUUCUUGGAUACUGCUGAAAGUAAAGAGGAUGGGCCUGAUACCUAGCAAAUUUAGAAUUGGGUUUGUAGCUGCUUUGCAGGUAGGGACAAACAUGUUGGUUAAUUGAUCCGUUCAGGUAGAAUCCAGCUAUUUAUCAAACAAAUAUUUGUCAGUGAACUUGUUCUGACCUAGGCUUCCACCAGUAGCACAAAGCCGAGUCCUUGUCCCGAUAAACCCCUUUUAUUUAAUUUACAGUAAAUUUCUCUCCAGCAAAGUCUUUUGUCUCCCACAGC
Molecule: messenger RNA, 2547 nt
Organism: Thamnophis sirtalis
Lineage: Eukaryota; Metazoa; Chordata; Lepidosauria; Squamata; Natricidae
Source: RefSeq, a predicted model, not a curated record